UCCUUGAAACGGUUCUCCCAGUUUAUGCUUACCUUUACUUCAUUGGUUGAAUCUUCUUCAUCAUCCAUAACACAAGAAGAUGUAACUGCUAUCGAAGUUAAUUCGAACCAAAAAAGAUUAAUGGAGGAUUUGAGCCGAUUGUCGAGGAUGCUGCAAAGAAUUCAGGCAGUUUUUCAUGAUACCGAGGAGAGGGAGAUCUAUGACAAGGCUAUCCAACUCUGGCUCAACGAGCUCAGAGAAGUUGCAUAUGAUGCUGAAGAUGUCUUGGAUCAAUAUGAUUAUCAAGUUAUCAAAACCCAAUUGGAAGGAAUGACACCAAUAGCUGAAGUAAAGCCUUCUCUAAAAUGGAAACAAGUUGAAGAUGAUGAUAUUUAUGGCUACCAGGUAUCACUUCCUCCCUCUAAUUCAAUUAAAAUUCCCAUUUCUUGUGACAUGGCCAUGAGGAUCAUUGAGAUCAUAAAGAAAUUUGAUGAGAUUGCACAUGAUAGAAAAGCACUUUAUCUUAGAGAAGAAGAUUCACCUAGGCGGCCUCGUUUCAAUGAUGUUAUGAAGAGGCCACCAAGUAGUUCUCUUGUGCUUGAAUCUAAUGUUUUUGGAAGGGAGCAGGAAAAGAAAAAGAUAAUUCAAUUGUUAAUGUCUCAUUCAAAGACAGAGAACAUUGUAAUUCCCAUUGUCGGCAUGGGGGGUGUGGGAAAGACGACACUUGCUCAACUUGUAUACAAUGAUCAUGAGGUAUGCCAUUAUUUUAGCCCAAAGGUUUGGGUUUGUGUCUCUGAACAAUUUGAUGUUUUGAGAAUAACAAAAGAAAUUUUGUCAUCCGUUGUUGGUUCAUCCAAGUACAGUGAUAAUAAUAACUUGAAUUAUCUUCAAUGCAAACUCAAGGAUGCUCUAUUGAAUAAAAAAUUUCUUCUUGUUCUUGAUGAUAUUUGGAAUGAGAGAGCAGAUAUAUGGGAGGCCUUAUGAGCCCCCUUUUCUGGUACUGGAGUAGGAAAGAUUAUUAUAACAACUCGAUCUAUGUCAGUUGCUCACAUCAUGCAAAUGGUGUACCCACUUCGGCUUGAAUGCUUGCAUGAAGAGAAUUCAUGGUUAUUGUUCCAAAGUUAUGCUUUCCAUGGUUGGAAGCAUGAUCAACAGCUGGAUUUUGAACAACUUGGGAGGAGAAUUGCUAAGAAAUGUGACGGAUUGCCUUUGGCAUUAAAAGUUAUUGGGGGAUUUCUACGAAAUGAAUUUAAGGAGCAAACAUGGAAGGAUGUGUUAAACAAUAAUUUAUGGGAUCCCAAAGAAAUUAUUUUGUCUGCGCUAAGGAUAAGCUACAAUCACUUGCCAUCAUAUCUUAAACCAUGCUUUCUCUAUGCAUCUCUGUUCCCAAAGGAUUGUUACUUUGAGAAACCAGAAUUGAAAAGAAUGUGGAUCGAUAAAGGUUACAUUCAGCUUACAGAAAGAAAAAGUUUAUGGGAAGAUAUUGCACUUGAAUACUUUGAAGACUUGGUGAGAAGGUGAAUUGGAUCGCUCAUAUUGCUACGCUUGAGGAUUUGGUUG
Dendrobium catenatum is the source of this 1539-nucleotide messenger RNA. RefSeq names its product putative disease resistance RPP13-like protein 1. Gene Ontology annotation, molecular function: ADP binding. The record is from RefSeq and is a predicted model, not a curated record. The transcript has 3 exons. Lineage: Eukaryota; Viridiplantae; Streptophyta; Magnoliopsida; Asparagales; Orchidaceae. Gene Ontology annotation, biological process: defense response to other organism.